AUGUCCCAAAGAAACUAUCAACUUAGAACUUACACUCUCAAAACUAAAGAAAGUGCAUUACAAUACAGAGAUAUUUGGUAUGAUCAUGUUGAAAGUUUGAAAGUGGUUGGAAUUCAAACUCAUGGAAUUUUCAUUCCUGUUGAUUGUGAGGAGCAAGUGAUUGCCUUGGUUAGUUACAAUACUGAUAAAACAGUUGAGGAAUAUACAUUGGAAUAUAUGAAUAGUGAAGGAUUUAAGAAAGAUGUCAAGGAUUUUGAUAUUUCAAAUCUUGUCAAAGUUGAAACAAGAGAAAUGACAGCUAUUAAAGGAUCUCCAUUGCAAUAA
Naegleria gruberi is the source of this 324-nucleotide messenger RNA. RefSeq lists its product as uncharacterized. The transcript has a single exon. NCBI's taxonomy places the organism in Eukaryota, Heterolobosea, Eutetramitea, Acrasida, Naegleriidae. The record is from RefSeq and is a predicted model, not a curated record. Bases 1 to 324 code for a protein of 107 amino acids.